AUGUGUCUGCUAGACGGCUCGCAUCAACCAGACACAAAGCUUGUUUCCGAAGCUAGAGAUACGAAUUCGUUGAUGGAAGCGGUAAAGAAAGUGAAAUACGAAUACCCAACGAUAGAAGUUUACGGCCCAGUCGGUCUUCGGAGAUAUCUAAGAGUAGCUCUGCAGCUUUCCCGCUCUCGUCUCGCCUGUAAAUAUGUCGUGCAUGAACUUGUUCCAACAAAAGCUCAAGUCGAGGGAUCUCAUCCUUCCUUUGAAUCCUGGAAUCCUCCAGCAAACGACGAUUUCGAACGGUAUUACAACGAGCUUCCUGGGCGGCAAAUCUACCCAGAAAACUUCCACGGGCAAAAUAUCUGGAAACUGUGCAAAGAUGGAAAUAACGUGACAGUCACGGCAGUUGAGCUUCUCCAUCACGCGCCUUCCUUCGGAUUUGUCUUCGAAGAAUCAUCGGUGAAAGGUCUUUUAGAUAAAGACAGAUUAGCUGAAUUUGGACUGAGAAAUUCUCCGCUUUGCGGAAAACUUGCGCGAGGAAUGGAGGUCGAACAUGAUGGGAGGAUUAUUAAACCAUGUGAUGUGCAGCGGCCGGAAGUGAAAGGAAGAAAAGUAGCAAUUUUGGGCGAUUCUCGUGAUAGUAAUUUAGCGAGUAACUACUGUCAUGAAGCAGAUUUGAUCAUGCACGAGGCGACGCUAGAAAAUGACCUGGAAAGUACGGCUAUUGAGCAUGGUCAUUCAACACCAAGAUUGGCUGUAGAAUUUGCUAGAAAGUGCGGCGCGAGAAAGCUCGUUUUGAACCACUUUUCACAGCGCUACAGAUCGGAGAAAGAUGAAAAAUACGAUUUAGAGGAGAGCAUUACUGACCGAAUUUUAUUGACACAAGCGAAACAAAGCGCGCUGGAACUUGGCGAGAGUGAAGACUUUGUUGACAUUGCGAGAGACUUGAAAGUGAUUGACGUGCUACGCGCAAAGUAG
Molecule: messenger RNA, 966 nt
Organism: Oikopleura dioica
Lineage: Eukaryota; Metazoa; Chordata; Appendicularia; Copelata; Oikopleuridae
Source: the annotation of a GenBank genome assembly